GUAACCGCCAGACGCUAAGCUAGGAAGGAACAUGGCGCGGUACUUGGUGCUAACAUAAAUAGCAUGUUAAUUCACUGUGUUUUUGACCAGUGCCCUACUAGAGUCACUUCAUUACGGAAGCGGUUAGAUGACUAAGGGAUAAUUUGUGCUUGCUUAGCAUUUUAUUGUCGGUUUGCCCACGCUGAUCCUCCGAGGGCUUUCCGUCGGUUUAGCAUCUUUGCUAUCUGGAAGACUGAGCUGUUCAUACCUCCAGCACACUUAUGGCUUUCUAUGAGGUGUACUCUCACCCGGCUUUGAUUCGGUACAAAACGAGCGUGUGCACGAAAGCCACGCUGUUCCUGGUUGUGGUUCUGUGCCUCACCUACAUCCCGCCUCUGCUGGUUGCUUACAGGAGCCAAGGUUUUUGGAUAAAAAGGAGCACUUAUGAGGAACAGCCAGUUGUGAGAUUCCAGUAUCAGACUCUGCUUGUUGCAGCAACCAGUACUAGGGGAGAAUAUGUCGCCUGGAGUACCUUCCCCCAACUUAACAACAUGCUAGGAGCCAACCUCCGGAUUCCUGCUGUCACUGUGAGAGAAGAGGACCAGAACCAGGAUGGGAAACUGGACCUCCUGGUCUUUCAGCUGCAGCUUCCUCUGAAACCCAAUGAGCAGGUGUACAGCAUUCAGCUGCUGCUCACCUUCAGCUACCAGCUCUUUCGGAUGUCCACCGUGGUGAUGCAGAGUCUGGCAUACAUGCAGCACUCCUCUUCUGUCCCCGGAGCUAAGCUGUUCAUCAGCGGAGACCUGAGGCUGCAGCAGAGAACGCCUUUGCCUCACAGGGGGCUCUACAAUAUUUAUAAUGUGUCGGCGAUCGAUGGCUCCAGCCCUUUUGCGAGCGCGUAUGACCUCGAGAACAUAAUCAGGAGCUACCAGAACAGAAACUUGACCACAGUGCUGUCCUGCCCGAUCCCCGUGUGGACUAUAGGACGAGCUGCUGCUGCUCCCUUUGAGCUUAAAGCUGAAAUCCGCUACCCUGUGGAGGUCAUCAGCUAUCGCCCCGGCUUCUGGGAAACCAUCAAAUUUGCCUGGAUUCAAUAUGUCAGCAUCCUCCUCAUCUUCCUCUGGGUCUUUGAACGCAUCCAGAGAUUUGUUUUCCAGAACCAGGUUCUGACAACUGUCCCAGUCCCAGUGGGAAAACCCCACAUGUCGUGAUGAGACAACAGUGCACGUAGCGAUGAUUGACCUGUGCUGGCACAACUCAACAGCUGCCUCUAUGCGAUAAAGCGCACUGAAGGUGUACGACUCACAGAUGUCCUGUUAUCUCGAACAUCCGUGGGCGUGGCAGUGUUAAAAACAAACUGUCUGUUGUAGUUAGGAGUUUGGAGAUAUUUUUUGUGAGGAGUUUCUGUAUGAAUGAAAUCCCACGUAGCAAAUCUUGAAGAUUUUAAACUUUUUUUUCUUUUUUCUUUACCACCUGAGGAGCAAUGGAGCAACCUCCUCUAAUAAAGCUGAAUAGUUGUUUCUCUGAAAAGUGGAUCUUUUUCUUUCUGCUGCUGUUUUCUAGCAACUGUUUAGGAGAUAUGAGAAGAGUUUGUGCUAUCGUGUGAGUGUAUGUGGCAGAAUCAGCCUUUUGUGUUGUGGCAUAAUGGAUAAUAAAUAUUUUUUACAGUUUUAA
Molecule: messenger RNA, 1653 nt
Organism: Neolamprologus brichardi
Lineage: Eukaryota; Metazoa; Chordata; Actinopteri; Cichliformes; Cichlidae
Source: RefSeq, a predicted model, not a curated record